Molecule: messenger RNA, 339 nt
Organism: Puccinia graminis f. sp. tritici CRL 75-36-700-3
Lineage: Eukaryota; Fungi; Basidiomycota; Pucciniomycetes; Pucciniales; Pucciniaceae
Exons: 2
Coding region: 1-339 (112 amino acids)
Source: RefSeq, a predicted model, not a curated record
AUGACCGCUUGGCGUCGAAUGCAGAUAUUUGGUCCGGAAAGCUUUAGUAUUCCGGAGCGCAAAGGCCUGAAGAGCUUCUGGAUGGGUCUUUCUAGCUUUCUGCACCCCAUGCUUCCGGUAAAGAGUUGUGACAAUGGCUUAGGGUACUCAAUAGACUAUGGUCCACUGAAGACCAAACUUUUCAACUGGUCUAUCCUCCUGUCGGCUAGUGGCGAAGAAAACACCGACUCGAUACUAUCACAGUCGUCAAAAUGGCAGAAGGUUCCUUUCGCCCAUCCAACCUCGCUUGAUGCACCCACUCUUCCGGACAUAUAUCUUCACCGCGUCGGCGGUGGAUAA